AUGACUUGCAAAACAUUUAUCUUACCGCUGGCAUUACAGCUUCUCGCCUCUUCGGCCGCGCUAUCGAGCCCAACGUUUAUGAUCCAGCCUACAGGGGUCGAACGCAACGAUGCAAGUCGUAGUGCAGCCACAGCUGCUUCAAAAGAAACUCCUGGAUUCGUCAACAAUGGCACGAUCGGCAGCUACUCUUGUCUGUACACCUCGCAGUUGGAGGAUUCACAAUUGAUUCUCGGGGCAGCGUCUACGGCUCCAGGCUCGCAGUGCCCCGAAGCUCUACCGCCGGUAUACCCACACAACCGCAUCGAGCUGCGUGCACCGGACGAUUCGAUUCGCGCCACCUUCCAGCCAUACGGCUCAACCGUCACCGAGCUCUGGGUCAAAGACCGUUGGGGUGGAUGGAGAGAUAUAGUGCUCGGCUACGACAACACGACCAACUGGUCCACGGAUCCCAUUCACCCCAAUUUUGGCCCAAUCGUCGGUCGUUACGCCAAUCGAAUCAAGAAUGGCACGUUUGAACUCAAUGGUCACACCUUUCACGUUCCGAAGAACGAGAAUGGUCUUGACUCGCUUCACGGUGGUGACAUUGGUUACGAUCGAAGCAACUAUACCAUUGCCAAACUGAGCGCCAAUGAGGUGGUGAUGGAACACACUGAUCCUGCUGGUUUCCAGGGUUUCCCCGGUAAAGUCAAGACGACAACGCGCUACCAGCUAGGCGAGAAUGCUACGUGGCACAUCGAGAUCAACGCUACAGCAACACAGGAAACGCCGAUUCUUCUUUCGUCUCAUGUGUACUGGAAUUUGGACGCGUUCAAUGAGACGGCCUCAGUAUUGGACUAUGUCCUGCACAUGCCGUACGCGGAUAAGUACGUCAAAACGGACACCAUUCUGAUCCCAACUGGUCCCUUGCCAUCGGUCGAGAACACACCGUUCGAUUUCCAAACGCCCACUUCAUUCUCGAAGAAUUUCAAUCAGACAAACGGCGUAUGUGGAUACAGCUGUCAGGGUUGGGAUUCGUGUUUCGUCAUGUCCAAGCCUCCCGGAUACGAUCAGCUCAAACCGGCGUUGGAGAUGUACAGCAAGCGAUCGGGUAUCAGGCUUUCGGUGGUGACAAACCAGGCCUCUGUACAAGUGUACACGUGUGAUGGAAUCAAUAGUCCCGCAAAGGGAAGCAUUCCGAGGAAGCAGGUCCAUGGCGGUAAAGUUGGCAAUGAUAUUGGUGCAGUGAUCUACGACAACCACGAGUGCGUCGUGUUGGAGUUGGAAGAUUACAUCGAUGGUAUAAACAACCCGCAGUGGGGCAGGAACCAGAUCUAUGGUCCGCACAGGCCCUAUCACUGGAAGUCGACGUACACGUUUUCAAACGUAGAUGAAGAUGGCAAGCCAAUGUGA
Molecule: messenger RNA, 1389 nt
Organism: Mycosarcoma maydis (corn smut)
Lineage: Eukaryota; Fungi; Basidiomycota; Ustilaginomycetes; Ustilaginales
Exons: 1
Coding region: 1-1389 (462 amino acids)
Biological process (GO): glucose metabolic process; beta-D-galactose catabolic process via UDP-galactose, Leloir pathway
Molecular function (GO): aldose 1-epimerase activity; carbohydrate binding
Source: RefSeq, a predicted model, not a curated record